AUGAGUUAUCGCUAUAGAAAUCGAAGAGAUAAGCCCCAAGUACUGGAAGGCAGAGAUAUUUCGUCCCUUGCGAAAUACAUCAAGUCAACGGGGUGCAAAAAUGUGGUGUUAAUGCUCGGCGCAGGUGUUAGUACAUCAGCUGGGAUUCCAGACUUCAGAUCACCUGAAACUGGCCUCUAUUCGAAUCUCGCGAGAUUAAAUCUACCCCAUCCGGAAGCUGUUUUUGAGAUCUCCUUUUUCCGAAAACAGCCAGUCCCAUUCUAUACCCUUGCCCACGAACUCUAUCCUGGAAAAUUCCGUCCGACUAUUACUCAUUCGUUUAUUCGAUUGCUUGCAGAGAAAUCUCUGUUGCAUACCUGUUUCACCCAGAACAUCGACACGCUUGAACGGCGUGCUGGUGUUCCAGAUGAUAAGAUAAUAGAAGCGCAUGGCAGUUUCGCCGGGCAACGAUGUAUCGAAUGCAAGCAGCCAUACGAUGAUGAAAAGAUGAAGGAACACAUAUUCAGCAUGAAAAUUGCAAAAUGUGAACACUGCGGGGGUUAUGUGAAGCCUGAUAUCGUUUUCUUUGGAGAAGAAUUACCGGAAAAAUUUAUCCGUGCGAUACCCAAUCUUCGAAGUGCCGACCUACUCAUCAUUAUGGGCACAUCGUUAACUGUCUAUCCAUUCGCAUCUUUGGCACAGAGAGUGGAUGAAAGCUGCCCCCGCGUCCUCAUCAAUCUUGACCAUGUAGGAGACAUCGGUUCUCGAGCUGACGAUAUUGUCUUGCUAGGAAAGUGCGAUGAUGUCGUUAAAGACCUGUGCGUAGAACUGGGUUGGGAGGACGAGUUGAUCAAACUUUGGAACGAAACCGAGGACAGCGUUGUAUCUGAUAAGCAGAAGGACUCUGAUCCCAAACCAACUACAACUGACCCGGAACCAACCACAAGAACCUCUCUAGACAUCAAGAAACCGGACGCGCUCAAUGAAAUAGAGAAACAAUUCUCCCAACUUGAACUAGACGCCAACGAUAAUCCUUCUAGGAGUAGAACUGACUCGACGACAGGAAGCAAGGAAAAAGUUGCCACUGAAGAUGUCCCGAGUGUAUCUCCGGCAGAAUCAUCCACCAACAAAGAGAAGUCGACCUCGAAAGCUCCUGAAACAGAGAGCACGUCAUCCCAAUCUUCAGCAGCGCCUAUAAUUGAGACCGAAGUUGAAGAAAGGUCAACAUCUGUCGACAAUAAGUUGUAG
Psilocybe cubensis is the source of this 1227-nucleotide messenger RNA. RefSeq lists its product as uncharacterized. The record is from RefSeq and is a predicted model, not a curated record. The coding region runs from base 1 to 1227 and encodes 408 amino acids. The transcript has 7 exons. Gene Ontology annotation, molecular function: NAD+ binding; histone deacetylase activity, NAD-dependent. NCBI's taxonomy places the organism in Eukaryota, Fungi, Basidiomycota, Agaricomycetes, Agaricales, Agrocybaceae.